Molecule: messenger RNA, 1089 nt
Organism: Penicillium crustosum
Lineage: Eukaryota; Fungi; Ascomycota; Eurotiomycetes; Eurotiales; Aspergillaceae
Product: phosphotransferase family protein
Exons: 3
Coding region: 1-1089 (362 amino acids)
Biological process (GO): protein phosphorylation
Molecular function (GO): protein kinase activity
Source: RefSeq, a predicted model, not a curated record
AUGGCGGGAGAAGUGCGUCAGCCUAUAGAUAUCCCCUCGUUGGAGAAGUACAUUGACCAGAAUGUGCCCGAGGUCAAGACUCCACUUGAUGUGAAGCAGUUCGGCUUCGGUCAAUCAAACCCUACCUACCUUCUUACUGCCGCUGAUGGCAAGCAGGUUGUUCUGCGCAAGAAGCCCCCUGGCAAGCUGCUCUCGAAGACAGCUCAUAAAGUCGAGCGCGAGUACAAGAUUAUCCGGGCAUUGGGAGGUACCGAUGUACCCGUUCCCAAGGCGUACUGUCUCUGCGAAGAUGACAGCGUGAUUGGAACAGCAUUCUACAUCAUGGAGUUCCUAGACGGGCGGCACUUCACCGACCCAGCGAUGCCAGGCGUGAGCGGAGAGGAGAGGAAAGCACUGUGGAAGAAUGCAGUACAAACCCUCGCCAAGUUCCACAGCGUAGACCCUAAAAGCGUCGGACUCGAAACCUUCGGCAAACCGACAGGUUUCUUCGACCGUCAAAUCGCCACAUUCAAAACCAUCUCCAAAGCCCAAGCCGCCGUCGUCGAUGUCGACACCAAAGAACCCGUCGGCGAACUCCCCCACUUCGACGACAUGGUGACAUUCUUCUCACAAAAGAACACGCAACCACUGGACCGGGGCACACUCGUGCACGGGGACUACAAGAUCGACAACAUGAUCUUCCACAAGACCGAGCCGCGCGUGAUUGGAAUUCUAGAUUGGGAAAUGGCGACCGUAGGACACCCGCUCUCGGACUUCUGCAAUCUCACGAGCCCGUACAUAAUGGACGGUGGGGACAGCCAACUGUCGCAGUUCGCGCCGGGGGUUGUUCCAGGACUGCCGCGGCGCGAGGAGUGCAUUGGGUGGUACGCCGAGACAUCUGGGUACGAGACGAGCUCCGACGUGGCGUGGGGCGAUGCGUUCUUUGCGUUCCGGGGCUCCGUGAUCAUGCAGGGCAUUGCGGCCCGGUUUGCUGGGAGACAGGCUAGUAGUGCUCGGGCUAGUGAUUAUGCAAAGAGGGCAAAGCCGUUUGCUGAGGGGGCAUGGGAGAGGGUUCGGGCUGUUAAGAGGGCUAGUGAGGGGAAGUUGUAG